Molecule: messenger RNA, 2301 nt
Organism: Electrophorus electricus (electric eel)
Lineage: Eukaryota; Metazoa; Chordata; Actinopteri; Gymnotiformes; Gymnotidae
Gene: lap3
Product: leucine aminopeptidase 3
Biological process (GO): proteolysis
Cellular component (GO): cytoplasm
Molecular function (GO): metalloaminopeptidase activity; manganese ion binding
Source: RefSeq, a predicted model, not a curated record
CCUUGUCACAUGAAGAGAGGUGAAUGAGUGGAUUUUUUUGUGGCUUCUUGUAUAUUAUUGUGUGCUGAAAGUCGCAGCUGAGACAUAAUGCUCUUACGUUUUAGAAAGUUUUUAAUAUAUGGAAUCAGGCGACAUAAAUGUCGACCGUUUUCUGUAUCUUCAGUCACUUCGAGUUCGAGAAAAGGUUUAGUUCUUGGUGUCUAUGACAAAGAUAAAGACGAGGGCAGCAUACGUUUCACUGACGCGGGAGCUUCGUUUGACAAAUUAGUGUCAGGCAAACUUACCCAGAUGCUGUCGAUAUCAGGACCUCCACUGAAGAUGGGAAAAAGCAGAGUAUUCUAUGGCUUACAUCAGGACUUCCCUAGUGUAGCAGUUGUGGGCCUCGGUAAGAAAGGAGUUGGUGUGUGUGGGAAGGAAAAUUGGGACAUCUGCAGAGAGAACAUCCGAGCAGCUGUGUCGGUGGGCUGCAAGCAGCUUCAGGAUUUAGAGAUACCUCAUGUAGAGGUUGACUCAUGUGGUGACAGCCAGUCAGCAGCAGAGGGCGCUGUGCUCAGCUUGUUUGAGUAUGAUGAGUUCAAGGGAAAGAAAAAGAUCCAUGUCACCCCACAACUACAUGGCAGUGCUGAUCCUGGAGCUUGGGAAAAGGGUGUCCUGUAUGGGGAUGGGCAGAACCUAGCAAGAAGUCUCAUGGAGGCCCCAGCCAACCAUGUUACACCGAAGCUCUUUGCUGACACCAUAGAGCAGAAACUUUCACCCUUCUCAGAUAGAGUGAUGAUACAUAAAAGACCUAAGUCAUGGAUAGAGAGUGAGCAGAUGGGGGCCUUUCUCAGUGUUUCCAAAGGUUCAGAAGAGCCCCCUAUCUUCCUGGAGGUGCAUUACACUGGAGCCCCAGAUUCCAGCAAAGGGCCUCUGGUGCUGGUAGGCAAAGGAAUCACUUUUGACAGUGGUGGAAUUUCACUGAAAUCCUCUUCGGGUAUGGAUGCCAUGAGGGCAGAUAUGGGUGGAGCUGCCUCUGUGUGUUCCACCAUCGUCACUGCAGCUGCUCUAAAACUGCCAGUCAAUAUCAUAGGUCUGACACCCCUCUGCGAGAAUAUGCCUAGCGGCAAAGCUACCAAACCAGGAGACGUGGUGCAUGCCAAGAAUGGCAAAACCAUCCAGGUUGACAACACAGAUGCUGAGGGACGCCUGAUUUUGGCUGAUGCCCUGUGCUAUGCACACAGCUUCAACCCCAGGGCUCUGGUCAAUGCUGCUACACUCACAGGUGCUAUGAAUGUAGCCUUGGGCUCUGCAGCUUCAGGGGUUUUUACUAAUUCAGACUGGCUUUGGGAUCAGCUAUAUAAGGCGAGUGUCAUUACAGGUGACAGGGUGUGGAGGAUGCCACUGUUUCAGCACUACACCAGACAAGUCACAGAAAGUGCGCUGGCGGACUUGAACAACAUUGGCAAAUACAGCGGCUCGGCUGGAGCCUGUACAGCUGCUGCAUUCCUGCAAGAGUUUGUGACAGCCAGUCAUUGGGCUCAUCUUGAUAUCGCUGGAGUGAUGACCAAUAAGGAUGAGGUUCCGUACCUACGGAAAGGAAUGUCUGGCAGACCCACUCGGACGCUUGUCGAGUUUGCUGCUGGCUUAGCCUCUGAGCCUUAGGAUGACCUCCUCGUGACCUUUGACUCCUCGGAUAUGAGACUACAAGAGAAUGAAACUGCUUGCAGUAGGAGUAAUGGUUUAGAAUGACAGCCAGCAAACACAAGCAAAUGUCUUUGUUUUCUGGGGUUGUGUGGAUAUGCAGUCUUUUUUAGAUCUGCAUUUACCAGCUUGGUAAGAUCUUAAAACACAACAGAUCUAGUGGUGUUUUGGGGAAGCACUGUUUCAGUUCAGCUUUCAGCAGUUAAUGGCUGCUCGAUGAACAGGAGGCCACUGGAAUACAAGAGGUGCAGCUGGUGACAGUUAUCCUCAAACUUUUUUCCAAAAUAUUUUAAAUAUUUCAAAAUAUUAAAAUAUCCAAAAUAUUUCAAGCAGAAAUAUAUCAGGUAUAAAAAAAAAUAUUCACAAGUUUUUGACAAAUGUUCAGUGGAACUUGCCUGUGUGUUCCUCUAAUAAAAAAUUAGGAUCACAAAGUUGGGAUUCUUAUUUUGGUAUCCCUACUUUGAACAUUUGUGUUCAACACACAAAACGUUGUUAAUCAUGUUGACUGUUAACCUCCAGGUUUAUUUUAUAUUGUACUGAUUACAGCUUCUCCAGCUCAGAUGCUUACCUGUGAGUCAGUCCUCUUAAUAAAGAAUUUUAAAUAAAAGUAAAUUUAAUUCA